This is a messenger RNA of Talpa occidentalis (Iberian mole), 5057 nucleotides long. RefSeq names its product RIC8 guanine nucleotide exchange factor B (gene RIC8B). The record is from RefSeq and is a predicted model, not a curated record. The transcript is spliced from 10 exons. Gene Ontology annotation, cellular component: cytoplasm; plasma membrane. Lineage: Eukaryota; Metazoa; Chordata; Mammalia; Eulipotyphla; Talpidae. Gene Ontology annotation, molecular function: guanyl-nucleotide exchange factor activity; G-protein alpha-subunit binding. Bases 65 to 1747 code for a protein of 560 amino acids. Gene Ontology annotation, biological process: G protein-coupled receptor signaling pathway.
GCGUUUACCUGGAGGCAGCGGCCGGGGCGCGCCGAGCGGCCGCGGCUCCCCCGCACCUGCGGCCAUGGACGAGGAGCGCGCCCUCUACAUCGUCCGGGCCGGCGAGGCGGGGGCUAUCGAGCGGGUCCUGCGGGACUACAGCGAGAAGCAUAGGGCUACUUUCAAAUUUGAAUCAACAGAUGAAGAUAAAAGAAAGAAACUCUGUGAAGGCAUAUUUAAAGUCCUUGUAAAAGACAUCCCAACAACAUGUCAAGUGUCCUGCCUGGAAGUUCUCCGAAUUCUUUCCAGAGACAAAAAGGUUUUAGUUCCUGUAACAACCAAGGAAAAUAUGCAGAUAUUGCUACGACUAGCCAAGCUAAAUGAAUCAGAUGAUUCUUUGGAGAAGGUGUCAGAGUUCCCAGUUAUUGUGGAGUCGUUAAAAUGUCUGUGUAACAUAGUGUUCAACAGUCAGAUGGCACAGCAGCUCAGUCUGGAACUUAACCUUGCUGCAAAGCUCUGUAACCUCCUGAGAAAGUGCAAGGACCGAAAGUUUAUCAGUGACAUUAAGUGCUUUGACUUGCGCUUGCUCUUCCUCCUGUCACUUUUGCACACCGACAUCAGGUCACAAUUGCGCUAUGAGCUCCAGGGACUACCGCUGCUAACCCAGAUCUUGGAAAGUGCCUUUAGCAUCAAGUGGACCGAUGAGUAUGAAUCGGCCAUAGACCAUAAUGGACCUCCUCUCUCACCUCAGGAGACAGACUGUGCCAUUGAGGCCCUCAAAGCUCUCUUCAAUGUGACGGUAGACAGUUGGAAGGUGCAUAAAGAGAGUGAUUCUCAUCAGUUCCGUGUCAUGGCAGCUGUUCUUCGCCAUUGUUUACUAAUUGUAGGUCCAACUGAAGACAAAACAGAAGAGCUGCACAGCAAUGCAGUCAACCUUUUAAGCAAUGUUCCGGUCUCUUGUUUGGAUGUUCUCAUUUGUCCAUUAACCCAUGAAGAAACAGCACAAGAGGCAACCACUCUAGAUGAACUGCCCAGUGACAAUACAGAUGAAAAAGGAACAGUUUUGAAAAACAAUACCAUGGUAUACAAUGGUAUGAAUAUGGAAGCUAUUCAUGUUUUACUCAAUUUUAUGGAGAAGAGAAUAGACAAGGGAAGCAGCUAUAGAGAAGGUCUAACUCCAGUUCUCAGCUUAUUAACAGAAUGUUCCCGAGCCCAUCGAAACAUCAGAAAAUAUCUCAAAGAUCAGGUUUUACCACCAUUGAGGGAUGUGACAAAUCGGCCUGAAGUUGGCUCAACUGUGAGAAAUAAGCUGGUCCGCCUCAUGACACAUGUUGACCUUGGAGUCAAGCAAAUUGCUGCUGAAUUCCUUUUUGUCCUUUGCAAAGAGAGAGUGGAUAGCCUGCUGAAAUACACUGGCUAUGGAAAUGCUGCAGGACUCUUGGCGGCCAGGGGCCUCUUGGCUGGAGGAAGAGGAGAUAAUUGGUACUCAGAGGACGAGGACACAGACACUGAAGAAUACAAAAAUGCAAAACCAAACAUUAAUCUUAUCACUGGUCAUUUAGAGGAACCAAUGCCAAACCCCAUAGAUGAAAUGACAGAAGAACAAAAAGAAUAUGAAGCCAUGAAACUUGUCAACAUGCUUGAUAAACUUUCCAGAGAGGAGUUGCUUAAACCAAUGGGACUAAAACCUGAUGGGACAAUAACGCCUUUGGAGGAAGCACUCAGUCAGUACUCUGUCAUCGAAGAGACCAGCUCCGACACGGACUGAAAGCAUCACCUGCUCAACUCUCAAUAUUGCUUUUAUCAGCAUCUUUUCUCUGUAGCUCCAGGGGAAUCUUUUUCUCUAAAACAUUUAUGCCCUUGCUUUGGCUAGAAACACAUUAACUGGUUUACUCAUUGAGAAUCCAGCAUAUUUAAGAGGUGAUCCUGUGUUUUUGCGAUAUCGAGGCAUUCAUUCAGAGCUGCAGUUAGACAGAGCCGCGGGGGCUAGACGCAGAAAAGAAUAAUUCCAUUUCGUCGGGGUGGAACUGAAGGACCUCAUUCUGUAAAGCAGCCCUGGUUGAAUCUGGCAGUUCUGUUUGCCAAGAUUCUUAGCAGAAGAUUUAGCGGUGUCCUUCCUCUCACUUUUGUGAGCUGCCCUUUCUGAAUCUCUUCAGCAGACAGGGAGGCACAGGAGAAGCAACAUGAAUUGUUAAGCAAGGGCCGAGGCAAGUUCGAUCAGCAUUUUUAAAUCAGGACUGACUAAAUGGAAGCCAAGCAGCUGCUCCAUAAACCUAGUCCCGUUCUUCAAUUUUGUAAAAGUACACGGGAAUGCACACACAAACACACACAGCCCCAGACCUGCAGACUCAUGACGCUCUGAGAGUUUGUAUGUCGCUUAUCUAGAACUUCAGAAUACAUUUCUCCCUAAAGAGUUAUACAUGAAGGUUUAGUUCUGAGGCAGCUAUAAAUGCCUAUUUAUUCCCUGAAUACCUGAACACUAGUACCAUAGAACUGAACCCCCUCUGUAUCGUUGCCCAGGGAGCAUGCAUUCUGAGGUCUGGCUCGGGUGCCAGGGAGCACAGGGUCCUCCAACACAGCAGAGAGAGCAGGGGGCUCCCUGAGUAUUGGGAGCUCUUCUGUGGUCUCUGCUAAGGUGGGGGAGUCAGCAGCACCCAUUUGUACAUAUAGGUCAUUCCUGCAUCAUCAAUUGGGGAUGGUGUGUGUGCUUGUAUGUGUGUUCUACCUUUCUACCACAUGUGAUCAGUUUAAUGGUAACUUUAUUUAUUAAAAAAAAGAAACACAAAUAGUUACUAUUAAACUGAUUAAGGUUGUUUUUUAUUUUUAGAAUUGGACAUCCCAAGUAGAAAAUGAACCAUACACUAGACAGUGGGCCUAGUUAAUCAGUGGCUAAAGUUGAAAAGGGGUUGGUUUCCUUUUAUGUGUGUGUAUGUGUGUGUAUAUACACAUGUAAGUGUGUACAGUUACACGCACAUAUACACACAUAAGACAAUGUGCUUAACCACUGCCUUUUAAAACUUUAAAUUAAAUAAAACAUUGGGGUUGAUUCAAUUUAGCCAUUUGUGUGUGUUUCUUUAUAGAUACAUGGGUUAAACCAAACUCUCUCAGUGUAUGCUGUUUUACAGUGCUUUUCCCUCCAUUCUCUCUUCUUACAAUAGCCUUUUUGGGGAGAGGGAAGGUACACGGGGUAUUAGUGAGAAGAUCAUAUACCCAGAAGCCGCGCCUCUGGCAAAACAACAAAACAGGAAUUGAGCUUUCAAAGGCCUUUAGCUGCCAAAAGAGAGGCCACACAAUUUUUGUAACCUACUUGCAGGAGAGCUCCUCAAGAAUAUCACUUUUGCCUUUUUACUAAAAUUUGCAUACAUUUCUAACAUACUUAGAUACCUAGUUUCAAGCCCACAACAGGAAAAAACGAACGACAAAGGAGGAGGAUUAGGAGGUAGAAGCAAAGCAGCAAAAAGCUAACUGAAAACUGAACAGGAAGAGGGGGAAAUAAAGGCAACCUGAGGCACAUCUGGGACCCUCUGUUUCCAAAAAGAUACUGACCCUGAAAGCUGUACAGAGAAAUGGCCCGUAGACUGACUUCUCAGAGUGAUGUUCCUGCGUUUCUUUUUAAAAAGAAAUUAAAUCCAGAGUCUAUGAACAGAAAGCUAACGCUUUUUAGGAGUUUCACUCAAAAUACCUGGAGACGUUUUGGGUGACCCAUGUUUUAACAACAGUACAUAGAAUGAAAUUUUGGCAAUUCAUAAUUUUAGAUUAAGUGAAAAAAGUUUAGAAAAGUAUUUUUGUUACUUCAUUCUACAAAUGCAUUUUUAAAGUAUUUUUAUAAUUUCUACAGUCGAGUAGCUUUGGCAUGACUGUCUGCUUCCCUCCCUGGAGACAAGUCUACGGCCACACCAUCUUGCCCGCUUGCUGCCCAGUGAGCGUUUGAACCGUCCUAGCGAACUAGCUGUGCUCUUCCAUUUUCAGCGAGUUCCGUCUCAUCCUGCGUUUCCCUGCACUGCACGUGAAGUUCUGCUCUUGAAGGGAUACUUGGCAGAGCAGAAGAGGAGCGCGACCUCGUCCUGCACGCGGGAAGAGAACGGACAUCUGUUGAGUGCGAGCUACAGGCUAGGCUUUGUGUGUGUUCUCUCAGCCCCAUCCCAUCUCAUGUGAGAUCAUCUCUGGAAAGCGCGCGGGGCCUGACAGGACGCGUCAGAGUGGGACUCGAGUGGACCUGCCUCCCAGCUCCCCUGCCCCCUCACUACAUGGCCCACCUAGGCCCCCGGUCUGCCUCAGUGGACUCUGGAAGGCUGGGAGAAUUGUAGUUCUCAGGCCAUUUUAAGCAAUAAUUACUUCACCAGAACAGGUUUAAAGAGCUCCUCGGGCAGGGGGGAACCUGGAGUUGACUGUGAAUGGGAGACUUGCUCAGUUAGGACUAGAUUGCAGGCAGGGCCCGGGGCUCCUCAGGUCGGAAGCCGGGGCGGCGGGCUUCCCCCAGACCUGGGCCUGGCGCUGGCGGCCGGCGGCGGGGAGGGGAAGAGCACCGGCCGCGCAGAGGCCCUGGUGUCCGCGUCCUUCUGACCUUUGAAACAGGAUCUGAGGCGUGUGUCCUAAAGUAAGCCACUUGAGCUGCUGCUUUUACAGGAACAAUCAACAGGCCUUGGGGCCCUUUCGCACACCCAGUGCUCCCGGGAGGUGGGCGGGAGGGGAGGUUGUCCCUCCUCCAGCGGGCGCCGCGGGCCGAGGUUCGAAUCCCAGCUCUCCCGGUACUUCCCGUCAGUCUUGCGGCCGCCCAUCCCGACGUCACCUGUGUCCCCUCUCCCCUCCCCCGCAGUAUAAAAAUAAUACUUGUCGUGGAAAGUUCGGAAAAAUGCAGAAAAUAAUAAAGUUAAUAACGUGCCCCAAGCCCCACCUCCCUAAGAUACUCACUGUAACGUUUUCGUGUAUUUCCGUCUUGUGUUUUUCUAUGCAUAUAUAAUUUAUUUUGCUACAAGGUUGGGAUCAUGCUGUGUUACAGAGUUGUAUCCUGCUUUCUUUACCAUGUUGUGAGCAUCUUCCCAUGCCAAUAAAUAUUCUUCAAAAAUGAGCGGCUCGAG